AGGAACAGUUCCGGUCUCUCGACCGGUGAAGGCAUGUCACAGGACAAAAGAUGCGUUCACCAGCCACUCUGUUGGGCAAGGUGGCGAGGCGCGGGAGCCAGGUCACAGGUGCGAUUCCGAGCAAAGUUGGAUCCACAUUAAAGUGCAACCAAUAUAACCUCCCACCUCCUCCGGUGAAGAAACUCCAAGGACUAGAGUGGAGGGGGGAGGUGGAACAGCCCAUUUAGCGCCCAAACCUGGGGUUGGAGCAGGACGCGGGAGGGGCUCCUUGGGCGGGAAAGCGAGCCCUGCUCCCGAGAAAAGCCUCCCCUUCGUGCAAACCCGCAGCAGAGGCGCGCAGCUUCCUACCCGCAACGGGGAAGCACCGCCCUAGCCCUCCUUUCUCGGGGCAAGAAAAUCCGUUUCCCCCCGUCCUCUCUGGACGCAUAGGAACCGACUGCGGUGAUCCGGGGAGCGAAGGAAGGGAGGAGGAGCACGAUGACUUCAUGCCGCCGGAGCGCCGUGAAUUUGGGAUCAGCAGCUGCAGCUGGAUAUGGUGGGAGGGUGAAGGAUAGCCAGCGCACCCUCGCCUCGUUGCCCAGCCUCAGCCGCAGCGGAUUGCUGAGGAGCAGAGGCGGCAGCCACAGUGAGAGAGGGGGGGAAGAUGCGCUGAAUCGGUCGUCCGGGAGAUACUAUGUGGAUACCUGUUAGCAAUGACUGAUGUGGAAUCGACAUAUGCAGAUUUCAUUGCUUCUGGAAGAACCGGGAGGCGAAAUGCACUUCAUGAUAUCCUUGUGUCCUCUACAAGUGGAAAUUCUAGUGAAUUGUCCCUAAAAUUAUCAGAACUUGAUAUAAACAAAACUGAAGGUGAAGAAGAUGCACAAAAAAAUCCCACUGAGCAAACUGGGGAAGCCCAGGGGGAAGCAACAAAACAAGAAAGCUGACGCCCUACGUUGACUGACAGAGGCAACUGUGAGAUGCUUUCCAACUGCAGAGGCCAGUUGGAAAAAACGUGUCUUGUGUAAGCAAGCUGAUAAACACAGAAAUGGGUGGGCCUCGUUACUGGAAUCUGCACAGCGCAAUGUUAAAAAUGGAAAAGGAGAUUAUAGCAGCAAACAGGACUUUCUCUACCUCGGUUAGCAAUGGUUGAGACUUUAGUUGCUGACCUCGAGACUCUUUGUCUGAUGCAUCUCUUCACAAUGACCACUUGAGGAAAUGCCCAUAGGAAGUAGAGCAAGCUAGAUUCUGUAGCAAAUGGCCUUCAACUCACCAGAGGCUUGAUGUUCAUUGUAUGACAAUGGUUUCCGUGAUCUUCAGAGGUUGUCUGGCUAAAGUGUUCACUUAUUAAAAAAAAAAAAACCCUGUAAGGGAAGCACUGUUUUUUUUUUUUUUAAGAACUCUGCUUCUGUGUUUUCAGCUCUGUUACUUACAAUGUUUUAUAUUGUACAAUUUAGAUGCUCCACACUGCCCCCUUCUGAAAAUGCUUAUAAAGGCAACUUCUGUGACUGUGAAUUUUUUCUACCAUUUGUUUUGAAAGGGCUAGGAGUUACUGGUUUCUUCCCCUCCCCCCUUGCAUACUGUGGUGAUGUGCACAUGAUAGAUUAUAAAGUCAGCUGCUAAAAUGAUGAACUUGCUGUAACUGAAGAUUCAGUAGCAUUUUUUUUCAUUUCAAGAUGAACAUACAUUAAUUACAUUGUAUCGUCUGUCAUGUCCUAUAUUUUCAGUAAUGUUAGAUCAUUUUACUUGUAGUUCAGUGGAAAUCCAAGGUUCUGUUUGAAUCUUUUCAUUUUUUCUUUAACCUCAUCAUUCAAAUAGUUAUUUUUUUUCUUUUUCUUUUUUUUUUAAAAGUCAUCUUGUUAGGACUGUAGUUUUAAGAAGAAAUGUAUCAAUAUAAUUUAAAGGGAAAAUGCGGAAGUGUUUUUGGCAGGAAAAGGGAGACACUCCUGAAUGCCGGUCAGUACCUUUUUUCCCUAAAUGAAGCUGCGUUUGGAACUGGAGUAUUCUCACUUUUUGGUAGCUGAAAUUGUAGAGGAAAUUGAAAAUUCCUGUGGCAAUCACAUGGACACCUAUCACAGAGUUGUGUGUAGUUUUUUUUAAAAAGCCCUAAUGUUUGCUUCAUUAAAAAUAAAGUGAUAUCACUUUUUUGUUUCAAGCAUUGUACACUUUUUAAAUGUUUGUAAACUUUACUAAAGGAUUAGUGUAAUUUUGCUUUCUAGUAAAUUUGAAGGUUGGUUUAUGAAACAUCCUUUAUUGUUGUGGCCACGGCUGUUGUUUCUACAAUAUAAUACAUAUUGUGGUU
Messenger RNA from Eublepharis macularius, 2278 nucleotides. It is a transcript of the gene PKIA, whose product is annotated as cAMP-dependent protein kinase inhibitor alpha. NCBI's taxonomy places the organism in Eukaryota, Metazoa, Chordata, Lepidosauria, Squamata, Eublepharidae. Gene Ontology annotation, biological process: negative regulation of cAMP-dependent protein kinase activity. Gene Ontology annotation, molecular function: cAMP-dependent protein kinase inhibitor activity. The record is from RefSeq and is a predicted model, not a curated record. The transcript is spliced from 3 exons. Bases 693 to 923 code for a protein of 76 amino acids. Gene Ontology annotation, cellular component: nucleus; cytoplasm.